AUGUACACUACUAGAACUUUGCGGUGUGGCCACGAGCUAGCGCUCUACCACCUGGUGCACAUGCACGUGCAGGAGCUCGUCGUGCUGCUCUCCUGCACCACCGCUGCAGAGCCACGAGCUAGCGCUCUACCACCUGGUGCACAUGCACGUGCAGGGGCUCGUCGUGCUGCGCUCCUGCACCACCGCCGCAGAGGUAAGUACUGUUACACAAAGACUUGUAUGUAUACUAUUAGAACUUUGCGGUGUAGCCACGAGCUAGCGCUCUACCACCUGGUGCACAUGCACGUGCAGGGGCUCGUCGUGCUGCGCUCCUGCACCACCGCCGCAGAGCCACGAGCUAGCGCUCUACCACCUGGUGCACUUGCCUGUGCAGGGGCUCGUCGUGCUGCGCUCCUGCACCACCGCCGCAGAGGUAAGUACUGUUACACAAAGACUUGUAUGUAUACUAUUAGAACUUUGCGGUGUAGCCACAAGCUAGCGCUCUGCCACCUGGUGCACAUGUACGUGCAGGGGCUCGUCGUGCUGCGCUCCUGCACCACCGCCGCAGAGGUAAGUACUGUUACACAAAGACUUGUAUGUAUACUAUUAGAACUUUGCGGUGUAGCCACGAGCUAG
Messenger RNA from Parnassius apollo (apollo), 615 nucleotides. The record is from the annotation of a GenBank genome assembly. Lineage: Eukaryota; Metazoa; Arthropoda; Insecta; Lepidoptera; Papilionidae.